AUGAAGGCUGGCAGAAGAUUCUCUUCGCUGGUUGUCUUGGUGGGUUUCGGCACCGGUUCCGGCUUCUCUGAGGUGAUGGGCUCUGGUUUCGCACUUGACUUGGUUGGAUCGGGUUUCUUCGUUGUCGUUGUAACAGUCUUAGUCUUCGUCGUCGGCUGCGGAACAACUGGUAUAGCUGAGAGGCUUGAGAGCAGGACAGUGAGCGUAACAAGCUGCAUGAUGCGUAAUGAAAUCGUGGAUGUUGAGGACGGAGGCUGGUCUUGA
Pyrenophora tritici-repentis Pt-1C-BFP is the source of this 264-nucleotide messenger RNA. NCBI's taxonomy places the organism in Eukaryota, Fungi, Ascomycota, Dothideomycetes, Pleosporales, Pleosporaceae. The record is from RefSeq and is a predicted model, not a curated record.